Messenger RNA from Epinephelus lanceolatus (giant grouper), 2561 nucleotides. NCBI's taxonomy places the organism in Eukaryota, Metazoa, Chordata, Actinopteri, Perciformes, Serranidae. The record is from RefSeq and is a predicted model, not a curated record.
GAAGAGGGAGAUAAUCAAACAAGGAGAUACACGCGGAUUAUCAGCCUUCCUGGGAGUGUGGAUUCUGGAUUGAUUUACUGACAUUUGUGUCUAAAAUCUUCUGACUGGAUAACGUAUUUGUUAUCGCUUUCUUUGUGGACGGGAGGAUGUCGGCCAGAACAAUGCCACGGCAAGUAGGGCUGCUGCUGUUUAUCUGGGUUGUUUCUCUAAGCUCGGUCGUUGGGCAGGUCAGCUACUCCAUUCCUGAGGAAAUGGCGAAAGGAUCUUUGGUCGGUAACAUAGCACAGGAUUUAGGUUUAGAUGUGAAGCGGCUGAAAUCAGGGAAGGCUCGUAUAUAUACCGGAGAAAGUACAGAAUACAUCGAGCUGAAUAAAGAAAGAGGAGUCCUUGUUAUCAAAGAGCGGAUAGACAGAGAGGCGCUCUGCGGGCAGACGACGCCCUGUGCUCUUGAUUUUCAGAUCAUUUUGGAGAAUCCCAUGCAGUUUUACAGCGUCACUGUCGAGAUCACCGACAUUAACGACAACUCACCUGGUUUUAAAAACAGUGAAAUGAAAUUUGAAAUUAGUGAGACGGCUCAAAUUGGAUCGAAAUUUGUCCUCGAAAAGGCUGCUGACGAUGAUGUGGGUAUUAAUGGGCUCCAGGGCUAUUCUCUCAGCACAAGUGACACAUUCAUUUUAAACCCUUAUAGAAUUGGCAGCAGUAGAAAUGUUGAGAUGGUUUUAAAGAAGCAUCUUGACCGAGAGAAACAGGAGCGGUUGUCUUUAGUAUUGACUGCUUUAGAUGGUGGCGACCCACAACUCUCUGGAACCAUAUUAAUUGUCAUAACUGUGCUGGAUGCAAACGAUAAUGCACCUGUUUGUGCUCAAGCAGAAUAUAAGACUAAUGUGAAAGAAAAUGCGUUGAAAGGAGCUGUUCUAACCACGGUGGGUGCAUCUGAUGCAGACGAAGGACCACACGGGCACAUAAGAUAUUCAAUUUCUAAUGCUCCAAAAGGGGCGCUAGAAUUAUUCGAUAUAGAUAAAGAAAACGGGGUUUUCACGUUAGUGGGGAAACUUGAUUAUGAGAAAUUUAGACAUUAUGAGAUAGAUGUCCAAGCCUCUGAUGAAGGUGGCAAUUCAGAUGUAUGUAAAGUUAUAAUUGAGGUGCUGGACACAAAUGACAACCCACCGUCUAUCAAUAUAAUGUCAACGUCAUCCAGUAUAUCUGAGGAUGUUAAACCAGGCACAGUUCUGACAAUGAUGAACGUUCAGGAUCCAGAUUCAGAUGAAAAUGGCAAAGUUCACUGCCUUUUAGAUGAAAAUAUUCAUUUUACAAUCACGUCAACCUCGAAUAAUUUCUUUACUUUAGUGACAGACAGUGAAUUAGACAGGGAGGUUGCCUCCCAAUUUAAUAUAACAGUGACAUGCUCUGAUGAGGGAGUGCCCUCCCUCUCCAGCAGCGUCACUCUCACCUUACAGAUCUCUGAUGUGAAUGAUAACGCGCCUGUCUUUGAGAGGAGCUCAUAUGAGGCCUACAUUGUAGAAAACAACACACCUGGCCUCUCUAUAUUCACAGUGAAAGCCAGAGACGCUGACUGGAACCAGAAUGCCCGUGUUUCUUACAUACUGGAGGACUCCUCUGUUAACGGAGUGCCAGUCUCCUCAUAUGUGUCCGUCAGUGCUGAUAGUGGAGUCAUCCAUGCAGUGCGCUCUUUUGACUACGAGCAGAUCAAAGACUUCCACUUCCGCGUCAAGGCGCAGGAUGGAGGCUCCCCUCCACUCAGUAGCAACGUGAGUGUGAAAAUACUGAUCCAGGACCAGAACGACAACCCUCCUCAGGUGCUGUACCCAGUGCAGACUGGUGGCUCUGUGGUGGCUGAAAUGGUGCCUCGUUCAGCAGAUGUGGGCUAUCUGGUGACUAAAGUGGUGGCUGUUGAUGUGGACUCUGGACAGAAUGCCUGGCUGUCCUAUAAACUGCAGAAAGCCACAGACAGGGCGCUGUUUGAAGUGGGCUUACAGAAUGGAGAAAUAAGAACUAUCCGCCAAGUGACUGAUAAAGAUGCUGUCAAACAAAGACUGAGUGUUAUAGUGGAGGACAACGGGCAGCCCUCUCGUUCAGCUACAGUCAUUGUUAACGUGGCGGUGGCGGACAGCUUCCCUGAAGUGCUGUCUGAGUUCACUGACUUUGCACACGACAAGGAGUACAAUGACAACCUGACUUUUUACUUAGUCUUGGCUUUGGCUGUAGUUUCCUUCCUCUUCAUCACGUGUUUGGUGGUUAUUAUAUCAGUGAAAAUCUACAGAUGGAGACAGUCUCGCAUCCUGUAUCACUCCAGUCUCCCUGUCAUUCCAUAUUAUCCACCACGUUACUCAGACACUUUGGGGACAGGGACUCUCCAACACGUGUACAAUUACGAGGUGUGCAGGACGACAGACUCCAGAAAGAGUGACUGUAAGUUCGGCAGAGCCGGUAGUCAGAACGUGCUGAUAAUGGACCCCAGUUCUACAGGGACGAUGCAGCGGAUACAGAGUGACAAGAGCAUCCUGGAUGAACCUGACUCUCCUCUAGAGGUUAGAAAUUAA